AUGUCUCCGAAUAUGAGGCACGUCAAGAGGCGGCACCUGUCUUGGCAGUCUCUGAUGCAGAAGAUGUUCACAAUUCCUUCAUCAUACGACACGGAGGCCACUCUGCUGUCCGGCAGUUUGUCGUCCAUAUAUCGCGAAUGUAUCUACAGACGCAUCGGCGCGAACUUCAAGCCCGGCGACUGGAUUGAUGGGCGCUGCUACGAGUUUGACCCUGUUGAUGAACCAAACGGAACGUGUAAGGAGAGGACACAGGCGGCUUCGCAUCUGUUCUGUCCGCCGGCGUCAAACCGACUCGAGGGUGCGCAGCGCAAGGCAAAUGCCCAACGAAAAAGAGACGAGAGCAACAGAGAGUCGACCGCCAAAAUUACGGAUCAUGAUGCCGAAGACGACACCACCGUGCCGCGCAGAGACACCGGCAAACGAAAAAGAAACAGGAGCAACGGAGGGUCGGUCACCAAUAGCCAAAGACCAUGA
Molecule: messenger RNA, 474 nt
Organism: Parathielavia appendiculata
Lineage: Eukaryota; Fungi; Ascomycota; Sordariomycetes; Sordariales; Chaetomiaceae
Exons: 3
Coding region: 1-474 (157 amino acids)
Source: RefSeq, a predicted model, not a curated record